Messenger RNA from Mucor velutinosus, 1812 nucleotides. RefSeq lists its product as uncharacterized. The record is from RefSeq and is a predicted model, not a curated record. Bases 1 to 1812 code for a protein of 603 amino acids. Gene Ontology annotation, cellular component: cytosol. The transcript has 10 exons. Gene Ontology annotation, biological process: fructose 2,6-bisphosphate metabolic process; fructose metabolic process. NCBI's taxonomy places the organism in Eukaryota, Fungi, Mucoromycota, Mucoromycetes, Mucorales, Mucoraceae. Gene Ontology annotation, molecular function: 6-phosphofructo-2-kinase activity; ATP binding.
AUGGAAAACAACACCAACAGCGAUAAAAGAAGCAUUAACAGCUUAUUCUCGAAAUACAACAGGAAUCGACGCAACAGACCAUUACCCGUGCUAAAGACUGACAAGGAUUUGGAAGCCGAAGGACUAGCACGAUUAUCUAUAGAUUUACCCAAUUUCCAAGUUACUGAUGAAGCUGACCAUCCACUGACUUCAUCGCCCUCCACCUCAGAAAUAGCGCAUGCUUUUGUAAGUCGUACAGAGGGCGCACCAGCACCUGCUUUUCAUAGACCCAAUUUGGAUGAGCAUGGUGGAUUCGCUAAUAGACAUAGUGUUGGCUUUGAUGUGCCUGGCGCUGUGCAUACCAUAGUGACUCCAAAAUUGAAAACAGAGCGUCAGAUUGAUAGCAAACUGGUGGUUGUAAUGGUGGGAUUACCUGCAAGAGGAAAGAGUUACAUUGUAAAGAAGCUGAGGCGUUAUUUGAACUGGUUGCAGUAUGAAACAAAGGUGUUUAAUGUGGGUAACUUGCGUCGUGUCAAUAAAGCAUCUCAACAGCUGGAUCAAUCAGCCAAUUUUUUUGAUCCUGACAACAAAGAUGGUAAUAAGAUCCGCGAUGAAUUGGCCAUCAUGGUGCUGGAUCAACUCAUUGACUGGCUGAGAACGGGAGGAAGAGUCGCUAUUCACGAUGCCACCAACUCAACUAUCCAAAGACGAAAGCUCCUUAUUGACCGCUUGCAGCAGGAGUCCGACAUCAAGGUGCUUAUUUUGGAAUCCGUGUGUACAGACAAGACAGUGCUUGAACGCAAUUUCCGCCUGAAACUAUCAGGCCCUGACUACAAGGACAAAGAUCCAACCAAAGCCUUAUCUGAUUUUAGACAUCGUGUGGCUAAUUAUGAAAGAGCUUAUGAGCCAGUUGGGGAUUGGGAAGAGGAUCAUGACAUUCAGUACUGUAAACUAGUCAAUGUGGGCAAGAAGGUAAUUGCUCACAACAUCUCGGGCUAUCUCUCUGGUCAAUGCAUAUUUUACCUGAUGAAUUUCAAUCUUGCAGAACGUCAGAUCUUUGUCACACGUCAUGGCGAGAGCGAGGAUAAUAUUACUGGAAGAAUCGGUGGUGAUGCUCCUCUAUCUGCCAAGGGAAGAAAGUUCUCCAAGGCUCUAGCACGGUUUGUCAAGGAGAGACGAAUUGCAUUUGCUUUGGAUCUUGCCAGAAGAAAGAUUCAAGAGGAAAAAGAGUCCAAAGAUCCACUCAAGGACUCUGAUGACGAGGAGCAAGCGACUGAGCAGGAGCACAAGGAGGAGAAGAAAGUGAGAGCAACUGCAGAGGCCAUAUCCAACUCGCAAUUCACCAUUUGGACGAGUAUGCUCAAGAGAUCCAUGGAAACAGCUCAAUCAUUUGAUCCUGACGAGUAUGAUAUCAAGCACAUUCGGUUCUUGAAUGAGAUCAAUUCAGGGAGUAGAGAAGGCAUGACGUACGAGGAAAUCAAGUCUCAAUUCCCUACUGAAUUUCAAGCUAGACAAGACAACAAACUUUACUAUCGCUACCCUGGUAUGGGUGGCGAGUCUUAUAUAGAUGUUAUACAUAGACUGCAAUCCAUGAUCAUUGAGCUGGAAAGAAUGAAUCAAUCUUGCUUGAUUGUCACGCAUCGCGUUGUUUUGCGUAUUCUAUUGGGCUAUCUGUUAGAAUGGUCUCAAACGCAAAUGCCUCAUAUGCUUGUGCCCAUCCAUACUGUCUAUGAAUUAAGACCCAAGCCCUACGGCGUCGAAUUGACUAGCUGGUGCUAUGACGAAGAAGCUGAUGAUUUUAAAGAGCUCAAGGAAGACUCGAGCCAAGAAUAA